Molecule: messenger RNA, 7040 nt
Organism: Vombatus ursinus (common wombat)
Lineage: Eukaryota; Metazoa; Chordata; Mammalia; Diprotodontia; Vombatidae
Gene: FAM117B
Product: family with sequence similarity 117 member B
Exons: 8
Coding region: 1-1851 (616 amino acids)
Source: RefSeq, a predicted model, not a curated record
AUGUCCCAGCGGGUGAGGCGCAAUGGGUCCCCCACGCCUGCCGCCCCCCUCGGCGGAGGCGCGGGCCCCGCGUCCGGCGCCAGCCCCGGGGGCGCCCCCGGGAGCCGCCUGCAGCCCAUGAGGGCCACGGUGCCGUUCCAGCUGAAGCAGCAGCAGCAGCAGCAGCAGCAACAUGGCAGCCCCACGCGGAGCGGCGGCGGCGCCGGCGGGGGUAACAACAGCGGCGGCGGUUCGGGACCCCCAGGAGGAGGCGGCGGCGGCGGAGGAGGAGUAGGUGGAGGUGGAGGAGGCGGCGGUGGCGGUGGUGGCGGCGGAGGCGGCGUCAACGUCCCACGCACCUCCUCGCGCAGCACGAGCCCCACGCGCGCCGGCGCCGGCGGGCCCAGUGCUCGCGCCAGCCCCACGGUGGCCACGCAGACGGGCGCGCCCCCGACGUCCACGCGGGGCACCAGCCCCACGCGGGGCGCGAGCGCGCGGGGCAGUCCUCCUCGCUCACAGCCACCGCCUCCCCAGACGCUCCUGGGCACCGUGUCGUCCCCCUGCUCGUCCCCCAUCCAUCUUCUGGCGAGCGACGCGAGCGCAUCCCCUGCUACAGCUCGGGUCCGACCCCCGCGGCGGUCCCCGGAGCAGAGCCGCAGUUCCCCGGAGAGGAGGAGCCCCAGCUCCCCGGUCUGCAAGGCGGGUGACAAACCACGGCCACCUUCAUCAAGCCCUUCCAGCAUUAUUCGUCGAACUUCCUCAUUAGAUACACUUGCUGCCCCUUAUCUUGCAGGACACUGGCCUCGUGAUAAUCAUGGGCAGUCUGUUCCAUGUAUGAGGGACAAAGCUACACAGACAGAGAGUGCAUGGGCUGAAGAAUACUCUGAAAAGAAGAAAGGAUCCCACAAGCGUUCAGCAUCUUGGGGCAGCACAGACCAGCUUAAAGAGAUUGCAAAAUUGCGCCAGCAGUUACAGAGAAGUAAACACAGCAGUAGGCAUCAUCGGGAUAAAGACCGACAGUCUCCAUUCCAUGGCAACCAUGCAGCCAUUAACCAGUGUCAGGCUCCUAUUCCAAAGAGUAUACUUAUUCCAGUGAUUCCCAUCACCAAAUCAACAGGGUCCCGGUUCCGGAAUAGUGUGGAAGGGUUAAACCAGGAAAUUGAAAUAAUAAUUAAAGAAACUGGAGAAAAGGAAGAGCAGCUUAUACCACAAGAUAUUCCAGAUGGUCAUCGUGCACCUCCUCCCUUGGUACAGCGCAGUAGUAGUACGCGCAGUAUUGAUACCCAAACACCUGGUGGAGCAGACAGGGGAAGUAACAAUAGCAGCCGCUCCCAAUCUGUGUCCCCCACUUCAUUCCUUACCAUCUCAAAUGAAGGUAGUGAAGAGAGCCCUUGUUCUGCUGAUGACCUUCUUGUUGAUCCCAGAGAUAAAGAAAAUGGGAACAACUCUCCUCUGCCCAAAUAUGCCACCUCACCAAAACCUAACAACAGCUAUAUGUUUAAACGGGAACCUCCUGAAGGCUGUGAAAGGGUGAAAGUCUUUGAGGAAUGCUCGCCAAAGCAACUUCAUGAAAUCCCAGCCUUUUACUGUCCUGACAAGAAUAAAGUGAAUUUCAUUCCUAAAAGCGGCUCUGCCUUCUGCCUCGUCAGCAUCCUCAAGCCACUUCUUCCCACCCAAGAUCUUACCCUUAAGGGCUCAAGCCAUGGCCUGACUGUCUCCACUGGCAUGGCACCCACGUUGCUGCAGCCUAUCGCCAUGGCCUCCCUGUCUACAAACACAGAACAAGACCGGAUUUCUCGAGGAACGAGUACGGUCAUACCACAGGCCUCGAUACUCCAGCAAUCAGGACCACUUGAGGAGGCUGAGGGAUAGACUACUCUUGCUCAUGCAUUGCUCUGGGAAACUAAGAGAACCUAAUUGGGAAUAAGGUGUGAAUGAACAUUCCAAAUCAUGCCUCCUUCCAUCAACUGAGUCUGCCGUCAAUAGACUCCUAAACUUUUUUGGUAGUGACAUGCCCCAGCUGUCUGUGGUGAUGAUGUCAUGAUGAGCUUCCAUAAGAAAGCAGUACUUGUGACUGCUGUACCCCAUUUGUGAAGUCUCAAACUCAGUUCACAUACCACUUUUUUUUUUUUUUUUUUUUUAGCACUGGUUAAAAGAAAAAAGCUGUAUCAUUCUUUACUUUUGGAGGACCAUUUUAUCACAAUGCUUUUUGUGUCCCAAGUUAGACUUUUUAAAGAGCAAACAGAUCCCUGCAAACAUAAUUACCAAAGGGAGAAGUUACUGAUGCUGCAAGAACCAUCUUUUAUAUGAAAAUGACUAUUUUAUAAUAAUAACAAAUGUUAAUUUUCAGAUGCAUAGCAGACAAUAGGAUGUUCAGAAGACAUUUCCUUGGCCACUGUUUUUUUGUUUCCUUUUCUAGAUGUAUGCUAAUCUCAGCUGUUCUCCAGCUGCUGGGACCAAAGGGAUUGCUGAAAUUUUCCAGCAAUCUUAGUCACUUGACUGUGUUCUUCUCCCAACCAACAACAGAUAAAUAAAUGCAUUGAACGUUUGUAUGUACACACACACACACACACACACACACACACACACACAGAGCAAUAUUAGUUCAUUAUGUGAUGUUGUUUUUUGACGUCAGAAGUUUUGUGCUUUGGAUACCAUCCUUUUAAAAGUGCUAUUCCCUCCACAUUUAAGAUUCCUGUAUACCUUUAUCUGCAUGGUGAAAAAACUACAUUCUGGAUACAAGUGCUUUAAUAUUCUAUCAGUGGAGUUUUGUUAGAAAAUCAAUGAGCCAAAAAGUAACUUAACCCCCAUUCUUGAUCACUCUAGCCAGGAGAAGGAUACUCCUCUAGUCAACAGUGUGUGAAAUCAUGUGAUCUUUCCCCCUUAGCACAAAAAUUACUUCUUCACCUCAACCCUCAGUGUGUUGUAGCCCCAAGUGAUCCUGAUGUGGCUAUGCAUGGAUCCCCCCUCCCUUGCUUUCGUGACCUUGCACUCAGUGUUGUGGAUUAAUUCAGAGCAGAUUGUGCUAUGUUCGCUGCAGCCAGUGGUCCCCCUUCCUGCCCCCUCCCCGAAGGUCACCUUUCUGAUCCCAGUCAUCUGAGGGUAUGGUUAGGUUUGUUGGUUUGUUUGAUUUUUUUACAUGUAAGGGAAAAAAAUAGGAAAAUGAAAAUAGAAAGGAAGUUAAAGAGAGGGGGCUCUUCUCUCAUUGAGAGGUGACCCGAGUUUCAGCUUAGGCAAGUCCUAAUAUAAACACCUGCAUAUAGAACCGAUAGCUGUAGGUGAUUUGAUUAUCAAAGCAACUCUUAGAAAAAUUCCAGAUAAGAACAUUCGUGGUUUGUGACAGAGCUUGAGUUGAGGGGCAGCUGUUUUGCAGUGUCAACAUAAAUAAAACUGAAAGAAGCAUCCUUUUAAAAACUUCAUAUAGUAUCUUAAUACGCAAUAAUUUUAUAUCCCUACAAAUAUUACAGUCAGAAUCCAGUGUUGGGCACUUGAAAUGGAGGAAACAACUUCACUGUUCAUUCAGCCAUAGUUUUCUAAGCUCACAGUUCUAUCCCUUCAGGGAAAAACUGGUAGUAGCAAUAAGUGUUUUCAAAAGACUGUACCAAACUUGUAUUCAUGUUCCUUUCAAACAGUUGGCUGAUUAAAACCUGUUAAGUAAUUUUAAAAUGAUGUGACUUAGCCAUAUGCAUACAUUUGAAUAAAUCUGUUACACAUCAACUGGUAGGUACAGUGUACUUUGAUACCCUUUUUAUCUGAGACUAAUUCUGAGUAUACUAUAUCUUCUUGUACAGUUAAGCUUUCAAUUGUUCAGGAGCUAAUCAUCCAGUUGUUAAUCUUGAAGCCCCAUUUCUCUGCCAUCUUGUUUCUGUCUGAGAUAAUUCACUGUUAAUUAGCUACUGUACAAAAAAAAAGAGCCAGCGAUAUGAAGAGAUGUAAAACAAAUCCAUCGAUUUGGCUCCUUCUUUGUUAGCGCUUCUGGUGACAGGUGUAGGAGGAAGUUGAAACCAAUGGCUAAGAACACUAGAGUUUCUGGGUAAUUUAUGAAUUUUAAUAAUCCUUGCUAUGUUUUCUCUUACUCUUAUACACCUUCCAUUUAAAAAUAAAAUCUCCUGUAUUUAGCAUAGGUAAUCUAGGCUGGCUGCAAAUUGAAUGCUUUUACCCAGAUAUAUACCUCUAUCCAAUAUAGACAAUAUCUAUAAAUGUUCUACAUUUGCUGAAUCUGAAGCAUUUAAAAAUUACAAUUGAAGCAGAUGUUUAAGAAUUAUUGUUUAUAUAGACUUUGAAUUUAAACAAAUUCUUAUCUAAUCCUUGACUUUGAGAAGAAUGAAAAUUCCCAGGUAGAUUACUUCUUUGGCUUCCAAAUUAACCUUGAAUACAUCCUUAGAUUCUGAGCUUUAGGUCUUUUUAUUUCAUUUGAGUUGAUGCAGAACUCUACAGCAAUUGCCAAAGGGCUAAUUUCAGCAUAUAAGCUUCUAUUGUAAUCUUGAGAAAAUUAUUAACCACUCUAGCUGUCAGCCUUUCACCCAUCCGUCUCUUUUCAUAAGCAUUUGAUGAAUUUAAGAUGAAGCUUAAUCUUAAAUAUAGUGUUGCUACUACAAUUAAGUUCUUACGUUUAUGCGCUAUUAAAUAGAAUAAAAUUUCUAAUGAAUGAGAUUUGGGGAAAAUGUUGACAUUUUCCAAAAAUACUAUUAAACAAGCAAUAUACAAACAUAAUAGCAGGGGUGGUAUAAACUCCAUAUUCAGGUCAAAGAUCAUGGAUUUAGGGCAAGAAGAAACCUUAGAGGUCAUCUAGUUGAACUCCUUAAUUUUACAGAUGAGGAAACCAAGGCCAAAAGAGGUUAAAUGACUUACUUAGAGUCACAUAAUUACUAGGAUGCUUAGCCGGAAUUGAAAUUCAGGUCAGCCAACUCCAAAUCUAACACUUUUAAAAUAAGUUGUACCACUUUUCUGGUGGAGGACUAGGGGUGAGAUGGGGAGACAAUACUCUGGAGAAGAUUAUCAUUUUCUCUGUAGAUGAACUUUUCUUGCUAUCACAGCUUUCUAAAAUAAAAAGCUACUUUAUUAUCUCUGAACCUGAGUAUGAGGUGGUGUGGUGUAAGGAAAGGGCACAAAAUCUGAAAUCAGAAGAACCAAAUCUGAAUCUAACAGCCAUGGUGACACAGUCAACCCCUCUUGAUUGGUUUCUUCAUCUGUAAAUGAUAGUGUUGAUUGGACUAGAUGAUAUCUUAAAUACCUUUCAACUCUAAAUCCUAUGAUCUUGUUCCUUAAAGCUCUCUUGAGAACUUAGGGCAUUUGCUUGUUUUUCCCCUAUUAAUGAUAUGGCUUAGCAUGAGCACUAAAAUCAGUCUUACAUUCUACAGGUUUCUCAGUAGGAUGGUUAAAAAACUUCUACCUAAGCUUGAAAAUCCAGUUGGAGCUUUAAAAUGCUGUGAUAUGAAGAAACUAUUUUGUUCUACCUGUGGACAAAUGACUGGUGAAGCAGAAAAGUAUUCAUUUUUUCCAGAAUGUGGAUUUUGCUGGAAGAAUUGAUAUUGUUCACAAAUAGGUUUUUAUUACCUUCUGUGUAAGACAAGGCUAUUUUUUCAUUUCUUUUGUUAAAUGGGACAAAUAAAAGUGUCCUAAGUGCCACCAACAGGGUUCAAUUUAUUGCUCUGUACUUUAGAAAAAUUCCAUAAUAAUUAAGAUAUUGGUUUCUUAAUCCAGUUCUGUCAUUGGUGCUGAAUUUACCAUUAAUAUUGAAAAAAUUUGACUUGGCACUUUAAGGCCUAAACCUAGUUCAAAAUCUGUUGUCUUAAUAGAUAAGCAGAACAGUCAACAACAAAUAGCACACUGGGAGGCGCUGGGGAGAUCUUAACUGCAUCUUUAUGUUGAAGGUGUUCACUUAGAAGAAAAAGCAAGGUUGUUUUCCUUGAAAAAUUGUCCUGUACGUCGGUGUUGUUAAUGAUGUUGAAUAUUAUCAUAUGUAUAAAAGGUGUUAAGUGUAUACAUUGUACCUUAAGAAUUGUUGGUGCCUCAUGGAAAAAAGUAGUUUACUUUUUAUGUAAAGACAAGGUAUUUGUGCAUCUUGGUGGAGUUAACAGAGAUAUUUUUCCUUUCUACUGUUAAAAAAUAUUUCCAUGAAAAUUCGGAUUAUAUUUUUGUUCCAGAAAUAUCUUUGUUGUAUAAUUUGUUGUAAAUGGUAUGAUCUGCAGUGGAUUGAUACAAAGAAUAGAUGCAUGUAAAGUAGCAAGAAGAUGAUCCCGUCAGCCCUUGCUUCUUUGCUAUCCUCCCCACUAGCCCCAAGAGCAGAAACACAGCGGCUCUAGGAGCUCUCUAUAUAUUGUAGAUGAAUAUUGAAAAAAAUGUUGGUAAAUGUUAAGAGUUGGGUUGGUUUUUCAAGAGGUGCCAGUUGUAACUUGAGGUGAGUUUGCUUACAGGGUUGUUUCAUUUUACUCUGAAGAAUGAUAUGCCCUGUCAGGAAGGCCACAUGCUUGGAGCUAUUUUUCCUUUGAUAGCGAUGGAUUAUGCUCCACUUACAACCAGUAGCCUCUGUUGGCAAGACAGUCAUCUUGGGUUUGGGGUGUAGUCUUUGUCUUAGGAUAUAGCAGACCUUGCUAGUGUCAUGCUGUAACCAACUCUGCUGACUAGUCAUAGAUACCAUGAAGUAUAUAACUGUUUUAGUAGUAGAGAAAGCUGGGAGACAUUGAACCUAUGUUAAGUGAUGAAAGAAACCUCCAUAGCUACCAGUGAUAAAAAUAUUAACAGAACUACUUUUCUUAAAAAUUAAAAACUAAAUAGCAAAAACAUAGUUAAAAAUCAAAUUAAAUAAAAAUCCUUUUUAUUAGCUAGAGUCUAGUAAUACCCAUAUAAUUUUGUUAAUAAAGCUCUUCCAUUGUAAUUUGAGUUACCAAGCUGGGAUAUGGUAGGUGACACUUUUUGUCCUCUUCCUUUCAGUCACUCAUAUUCCUUCCUUACCCCUCUGCAGACUGUAGGAUUGGCUGAGAUGUGAUUUCCAGCAUCUUGAUCUUCAUUCGUCUGUCAUUGUUACCUGGUUUGACAGUAUUAAAUGUUCAAGAAACCUA